AUGACGGACGUCAGCCUAGAGGCUAUACAGUCAGCACUACAACUGAAGACGUUUCGAACACUACGAUAUACAGAGAACGUCGUUGACAACUCCACUUACCAAAACUGCAUCAAGGGCUACGGCGCGGGAAAGCUGGGCCAUAAAGAUUUCGCGCAGAAGCUUAUCGAGGUCGGCGUCAUUACAGAAAUCGUUUACAAGAAGAUCAUCACAGGCGUGUCAGCUCACCAGACCGCCCACGAAAGUCGACUACAUAACCUAGGGCCCAAAAUUGAUAAUUUAAAAACAUAG
Nannizzia gypsea CBS 118893 is the source of this 288-nucleotide messenger RNA. RefSeq lists its product as hypothetical. Lineage: Eukaryota; Fungi; Ascomycota; Eurotiomycetes; Onygenales; Arthrodermataceae. The record is from RefSeq and is a predicted model, not a curated record. The transcript has 2 exons. Bases 1 to 288 code for a protein of 95 amino acids.